Messenger RNA from Knipowitschia caucasica, 318 nucleotides. The record is from the annotation of a GenBank genome assembly. NCBI's taxonomy places the organism in Eukaryota, Metazoa, Chordata, Actinopteri, Gobiiformes, Gobiidae.
AUGUGGGCGUCACUCGCAGCUCUGACCAUGUGGACGUCACUCGCUGCUCUGACCAUGUGGACGUCACUCUCUGCUCUGACCAUGUGGACGUCACUCUGCUCUGACCAUGUGGACGUCACUCUCUGCUCUGACCAUGUGGACGUCACUCUCUGCUCUGACCAUGUGGACGUCACUCUCUGCUCUGACCAUGUGGACGUCACUCUCUGCUCUGACCAUGUGGACGUCACUCGCUGCUCUGACCAUGUGGACGUCAUUCUCUGCUCUGACCAUGUGGACGUCACUCGCUGCUCUGACCAUGUGGACGUCACUCUGCUCUGA